Messenger RNA from Mercenaria mercenaria, 4283 nucleotides. RefSeq lists its product as uncharacterized. The transcript has 4 exons. The coding region runs from base 134 to 3052 and encodes 972 amino acids. The record is from RefSeq and is a predicted model, not a curated record. Lineage: Eukaryota; Metazoa; Mollusca; Bivalvia; Venerida; Veneridae. Gene Ontology annotation, molecular function: protein binding.
AACUAGUCACAACGUGUGUAAUCGUGUAGCACAAAACACUUGUUUCUCUUGUAAUCGUAACAAGAAGCCAUUACAAAGCUUAUACUGCAGUUUCGGACUUUCACUGUUAGGCAGUAUUAGAUUUGUUUUCAUAAUGAAGGCUUUUACAGUGCUAGCUUUGUGUUUCAUUGCGGUGCAAUGUAGUUACAACAGUAACAACAACGGCGGCAUUGGGAAUAGUCUCAGCUCUGAUUGUGACAAGUAUUGUAGACCAUAUGGAAACAGACCUGUAUGUUCAUCCAAUGGCAAUACCUACGAGAACGAUUGCUACUGUGAAUGCCAGAGGGAGCGCAAGGCAUGUAAUGGACCCUGUCCAUGCAGCGACAGCAGAAAUAAAAAUAGCAACUACAACGGAUACAACUUUAGCAACAACGUUAGCAAUAAAAAUGAAUUUAAUGUCACUGACAAAAAUGGAAACAGUAACGGCAACGGGAAUGGCUAUAACAGCAUGAAUGGUAACAGUAACGGAAAUGGCAAUAAAAACAUAAAGGGAAAAAGUAACGGUAACAGAAACGGCUAUAAUGGCAUAAAUGGUAACAGCAAUCUUAACGGAAAUGGCUAUAAUGACAAUAUAGGAAACGGUAACGGAAACGGAAAUGGCAUUAAUGGCAACAAUGGUAACAGUAACGGAAAUGGCAAAAGUAUCAAUAUCGUUAACGGUAUCGGAAACGUCUAUAAUUAUAAAAAUGGCAAUAUUAGAAACAAUAACGAAAGUGUUAUUGGCUAUAAUGGUAACGGUGACGGUACCGGAAACAGUAGUAAAAACAAAAUAAGAAAUGGUAACGCUAACGGAAAUGGCUAUUAUGACUAUAAUGGUAACAGUAACGGUAACGGAAAUGGAUAUAAUGGCAUGAAGGGUAACAGUAACGGUAACGGAAAUGGCUAUAAUGGCAAUGAUGGAAACAGCAACGGUAACAGAAAUGGCUAUAAUAGCAAAAAUGGUAAUGGUUACGAUAAUGGAAAGACCAAUGGCAACGAUGGUAACAGUCAAAGUAAAGGAAAUGGAUAUAACGGCAAUAAUGGUAACAAUAACACGAACGGAAAGAGCUCUAACGGCAAUAAUGGUGACAGAAACGGUAACAAAAUUGACCAUAAUGGCAGUAAUGGUAACAGUAACGGUAACAGGAAGGGCUAUUCCGGCAAAAAUGGUGACGGAAUUGGCUAUAAUGGCAAUAUUCGGAAUGAUACCGUAAUCCGAAAUGGUAAUAAUGUUAACAGUUACGGUAACGGAAAUAGAAGCAAAAACGACAAUGGAAAUGGUAAGGGUAACGGAAAUGUCUAUAUAGGCAAUAAUGGUAUCAGUAACGAUUAUGGAAUCGGCAAUAAUGGGAACAGUUACGAUAACGGAAAUGGCUUUAAUGGAAAAAAUGGUAACAAAAAUGGUUAUAAUGAUAAUAAUGGUAAUAGAAGCAAUGGCAGAAAUGGCUAUAAUGGCAAUUAUGAAAAUAGUAACGGAAACGGAAAUGUUUAUAAAAGCUACAAUGGUAAUAGCAACGAUAACAAGAAUGGUUAUAAUGGCAAAAAUAUUAACAGUAACAUCAGCGGAAAGGGCCAAAAUGGUAAUUAUGGAAAUAGACACGGUAAUGGAAUUGACCAUAAUGGCAAUAAUGGUAAUAGUAACAGAAAAGGAAUUGGCUAUACUGGCAUGAACGGUAACAGUUAUGAUAACGGAAAUGGGUACAACGGCAAAAAUGGUAACAGUAACAGUAACAGUAACAGAAAGGGCAAUAAUCAUGGUAAUUCUGGUUAUACAAACGGAAAUGGAAUUAACACUAAUGGAAAUGGAUAUAACGGCCAAAACAGUAACGACAACGGUAGCAGAAAUGGUUUAAAUGGCAAUAUUGGUAUCAGCCAUGGUAAUAGUAAUGGUCAUAACGACAUAAACGGUAACAGUAACGGUAACAGAAAUGGCUAUAAUGGCAAUAAUGAUAACAACAACGGUACGGGAAAUGGCUAUGGUGGCAAAAAUAGUAAUGUUAACGGUAAUGGAAGUAGCUAUAAUGGCAAAGAUGGUAACAGUCACAGUAACGGAAAUGGCUAUAUUGGCAAUAAUGGUAACAAUAACGGUAGCAGGAAUGGUUUGAAUGGCAAUAAUGGUAUCCACAAUGGUAAUAGAAAUGGUUAUAGUGACAUAAACAUUAACAGUAACGGUAACAGUAAUGGCUUUAAUGGAAUGACUGGUAACAAUAACGGUAAAAGAAAUGCCAAUGAUGGCAAAAAUAAUAAUGUUAACGUUAAUGGAAGAAAUUAUAAUAUCAAAGAUGGUAAUAGCCACAGUAAAGGAAAUGGUUAUAACGGCAAUAAUGGUAACAACAAUGGUUAUAAUGGCAUAAACGGUAAUGGAAAUGGCUAUAAUGGCAUGACUAGUAACAGUAACAGUAACGGAAACAGAAAUAGCUAUAAUGGCAAAAAUGGUAAUGGUUACGGUAACGGAAAUAGCUACAAGGGCAAUAAUGGUAACAGUCGCAGCAACGGUUAUAACGAGAAUAAUAGUAACAACAAAGGUGACACUAAUGUCUAUAAUGGCAUAAACGGUAACAGUAACAGUAACGGAAAUAGCUAUAAUGGCAAAAAUAGUAAUGGUAAUGGUAAUGAAAAUAGCUACAAUGGCAAUGGUGGUAAUAGUCGCAGUAACGGAAAUGGCUAUAACGGCAAUAAUGGUAGCAACAACGGUAACAGAAAUGCCUAUAAUGGCAUAAACGGUAGCAGUAACGGUAACGGAAGUGGCUAUAAUGACAUGACUGGUAACAGUAAUGGUAAUGGAAAUGGCUAUAAUGGCAAAAAUAGUAAUGGUAACGGUAAUAAAAAUAGCUAUAAUGGCAAUGAUGGUAACAGUCGUAGAAACGGAAAUGGUUAUAACGGCAAUAAUGGUAGCAAAAACGGAAAUGGAUACAAUGGCAUAAACGGUAACAGUAACGGUAACGGAAAUGGCUUUCAUGGCAUGACUGGUUACAGCAACGGAAAUGGAUAUAAUAGCAAAAUGGUAACAGCAACGGUAUCAGAAACGCCUUGAAUGGUUAUAAUGCUAACAGUAACGUGAACGGAAAUGGCUAUAGUAAUAGCAAUGGAAACAAUGAAAGAAACGGCUACAGCAGAAAUAGCAACAGAAACACCAACGUAAAUAGCUAUGUAAACAGUAAAAGAAAUAAUUUUAACGGUAAAAAUAACAACAACAUAAACAACGGAAACAGCUUCAACGGCAAAAACAGAUACAAUCGCAACAGCAGUAGCUUCAACGGUGGUAACAACUAUAACAGCAAUAAAAAUAGCAACAAUAAUGGAAGGAUUUACAAUAGUAUAAAAAACGGAAACAGCUUUGGUAACAGCUACAAUUCCAACAAUAAUGGUAACAAUUACAAUUCCAAAAACAAUGGUAACGGUUACAAUUCUAACGGAAACGGUUUCAAUUCUCAAAACGGGAAUAGGUUUAACUCAAACAGUAACAGUAAUGGUUAUGACUCUAACAACAUAGGAACAGGCAAUCACAACAUAAAUAAGAACAGCUUCAUUGGAAACAGAAAUACAAACACACACAGUUAUUACGAAAACAAAAACAGUAACAAUAAUGCUAACGUUUAUGACAGUAACAGCCAGAACCACAAACUCAGCAUUGGUGGUAGUAACAGAAUCGUUUUCAACAGCAAUACCGUCGAUGACAACUUAGGCAGUUACAGCAUACUUGACAUCUUAAAGAACUUCGAAAGCAAUCAGAACAGCUUAAACGAUAACAAUAACCUCAAGUUCAGCAAUAUUUAUGGUAUCAAUAAGAAAAACGGAAAUGGUAUCAAUGACGUAAUUGGUAAUAAUUUCAACGGCCUGAAGUUCAGCAAUAUUUAUGGUAUCAAUAAGAACAACGGAAACAGUUACAACAAUUGGAACAGUUUCAACAACAAUUACGACAGUAACAAGAAUAGCGCUUCCAUUCCAGAGCCCAUUAAUAUUGUAAUUCAUGCCCCCGAGUCAAGCAACUGUUUGUGUAAACCAGAUUACAAACCUUGUUGCACAACGGACAACGAAACCUACCGUAAUAGAUGUGAAGCUGAAUGCGAGGAGAAAUUUGUAUUGUACGAGGGAGUAUGCUUUUAAAGUAACAUGAAAGAUACAUGUGGAACAGUAUCGUAAGUGUCGAGCGAGCGAAAUCAUGAAAAUAUGUGGAGGAAUGAUAAUAAUUACAUUUGUAUUGACACUGAUACCUUGUCUCAUGACGUUUAUUUAUUACUAAAAUCAAUAAAAUGAGAAGAUAU